Molecule: messenger RNA, 146 nt
Organism: Racocetra persica
Lineage: Eukaryota; Fungi; Glomeromycota; Glomeromycetes; Diversisporales; Gigasporaceae
Source: the annotation of a GenBank genome assembly
AUUAUUCAAAUAUAGUUCAAAAAGAUGUAGCAAAUAUAAUUGGCUCUCAAGAAUUUUUUAAUGAUGUUGUAUGUUUAUCACAGAUUAUAUAUCCUGCAAAAGAAGCAAUCAUAGCUGUUAAAUUUAAAUCAACAACUUUAGCAGAU